Molecule: messenger RNA, 1769 nt
Organism: Drosophila bipectinata
Lineage: Eukaryota; Metazoa; Arthropoda; Insecta; Diptera; Drosophilidae
Product: organic cation transporter protein
Biological process (GO): transmembrane transport
Molecular function (GO): transmembrane transporter activity
Source: RefSeq, a predicted model, not a curated record
CACUGAAGAGAGAGAAGUAAUCGCACCAAAAUGGUCAAUCAAUCGCCCGCCCGAGGACAUAGCUCUCCGGUUAUUCAUAGAUCCGUAACUCCAGAGGAUGAUGCCAGCAAAAGGAUUCCUCCAACAGUGCCAGGAAGCGAUAUCAUUGGUGAUGUAGUGGGUGACUUUGGUAUCUGGCAGCUGAGGACAAUCCUGAUUCUGUUUUUGUGCAAAAUUCCUGCCGCCUGGUUUAUGGCCUGUAUUAUAUUCACCGGACCGGAACUGUAUCCCGUCUCGGAGUUCACCUGUGAUACUAGCUAUCUGGAGGACUCCAAUGCCAGCUACAGUGUGUCAGACAACCAGUGCCAUGUCCUGGAUGAAUCGUCCGGCAGCAGAAGUGAAUGCCAGCAGUUCACCUACAUGUCUAGUUUCGAUUCCCUGAUCAUGCAAUUCAACCUGGUCUGUCUUCGAGAUAUUUUCGUUGCUUGGACCCAGUACUGGCAUCUGUUUGGUGUUCUAGUGGGUGGAGUGGUGGGCACCAAGAUGAUGCUGGGCAUCAGUCCAAGAAGCACAUACUGUGUUGGUGCUGUGGCCCAGAUUGUGUGUGGAGUGGUCACAGGAUAUGCCCGAGAUUUCAGCCUUCACUGCGCCUUUCGAUGUCUCUCCGCCGUGUGCUGUGCCAUUAUGUUUACGGCCGGACAAGCAAUUUUUGCCGACAUUACGGCUGGCAUUCAUCGAAUUGGCGCCAUUAUCCUGUACGACACCUUUUGGUCUGUUGGCGUGAUCCUGCUGCCUGGACUAUCCUCCUUCUUCAACAGCUGGUCUCUCAUCUACGUGGGCAUUACCUUCCCCACUGUCUUGUUGAUCCUGCUACUAUACUGGACCCCAGACUCCCCCCGGUGGCUCCUGCGUCGCGCCACCGACCGUUUUGCCAUCGACCAAGUGGAGGAAAUUGUCCGUGAAGGAGCGGCAAUUAACGACCGCACUUUCAAGAUUCCUCCGGAUUUCCGGCAGCAACUGGAGCAGUUAAGUGAACAACUCAAGGCCCAACCAGCACCGGCUCCUUGGCGCCAGUUGUGGGUGGGAAAAAGGGCCAAGACCCACAUGGUGGCCGCCCAUCUUUCACUGGCAUUCUUCGUCAUUAAUUUCAUGGGCAUGUUGCUGAAUAUUCGAUCGUUUGGAAGGGAUUACCUAGUGCCCAAUACCAUAGCCAUGGGAUUUGCGGAAAUUAUUGGUUGCUUUCUGGCUCUUCACUUUACUUUGAAACACAACAAGUGGAAGUGGCAAUGUGCUGGGAUCUUUAAUAUAUUAGCUGGAAUACUGGGCUGCCUUGGCUGGAUCUGGACCAAUGCUGAUACUAUGGAUGCUGAUCUAAAGGUGACGCUCUGGAUGAUCAUCGCCACUAUUCCCAAGGCAGCGGUGUCUUGUGCUCAAUCCAUGAUUCUGGCCUGCAUGAAUGAGCUGAUGCCGGCGAACAAGAAGCAGCUCUUUGUCUUCUCCGUGGUAACUUGGGCACGUAUUUGGCUCCUUUCGGCACCAUUCUUCAACGUCCUGAAAAAGAUAUACACUGCCCUGUCGCUGACUUCCUACUGCGUCUUCAGCAUCUUGGGUGGAAUCUGCACCAGCUUGCUCCUUACGCCCAGGCUAAGUGUCACACCGGCUGUGCCCCAAAUGGAGACCAAUGACAAAAAGGAACAAUCUCCUCUGAAUGCUCCGGUUUGGACCAUCGAAUCGGAAGUUAAUAACACGCGAUUGUAGAAAAUCUCUUUCUUUUUUGAUUUUUCCCGCCA